AUGAACACCAAAUUUAUCGCAUCAUACGAGCCUCAAGGCACUGACCCAGACUUGAGACUCGUGAGCGGAUCUGUGCGGGCUGUUCAUGCCAGCGAACUGCUUAUUCGAGUUGUCGCUACUGGCAUUUGUCACACUGACCUCAUCUUCGCCACUUGGCCAGCCGACCAUAUCCCAUAUCCCAAGGUGCUAGGUCACGAGGGUGCUGGUGUUGUAGUGGAAGCAGGACCUGGGGUCACCAAAGCUCGUCCAGGUGACUUUGUCCUACUCUCCUUUCACAAUUGCAAAGACUGCCAUGACUGCAAAGAGGGCCAUCCGUCCUUUUGUAGCAAAUUCGUGGAGAUCAAUUACGGUGGUGAGGAUGCAACGUAUACAACGGAGGGCACCAACCUGCGAGGCAACUUUUUCGGGCAGUCGUCGUUUGCUGAAUUGGCGGUUGUCAAGGAAUCAUCUGUUGUGAACGUGACCGACAUCAUCAAGACUGAAGAGGAAUUGAAGUUAUUCGCGCCGCUUGGUUGUGGAUUCCAGACUGGUGCGGCAACAGUUGAAAACGUUGCCAGAGCAAAUGAGAAGGACAGAGUCGCAGUCAUAGGUCUUGGUGGCGUCGGGUUGGUCUCUAUCAUGACAGCAAAGAUGCAGGGUUGCGAGACCAUCAUUGGUAUUGAUCGUGUACCCGACAGGCUGGAAUUAGCCAAGGUCCUCGGAGCGACUCAUGUAAUCAAUACUUCCGAUGAGAACAUUGACAUGAAAGGGGAGAUCCAAAGAGCCACUGACGGAAGAGGCUCUAGCAUAACGAUUGACACGACAGGAAACAUGGGCCUUAUCAAAGCAGGUCUAGAGUCUACUUCUAAUAGAGGUCAACUGAUCUUUAUUGGAGUACCGCCACUUGAUGCCAUGAUGGAUCUUCAUCUUGUUACAUUCAUGCAGACUGGGAAAGUCAUUCGAGGAACGAUUGAAGGUGAUGCUAUCCCUGCCGAGGUAUGA
This is a messenger RNA of Fusarium musae, 981 nucleotides long. RefSeq lists its product as uncharacterized. The coding region runs from base 1 to 981 and encodes 326 amino acids. The record is from RefSeq and is a predicted model, not a curated record. Gene Ontology annotation, molecular function: zinc ion binding; oxidoreductase activity. NCBI's taxonomy places the organism in Eukaryota, Fungi, Ascomycota, Sordariomycetes, Hypocreales, Nectriaceae. The transcript has 4 exons.